Molecule: messenger RNA, 1338 nt
Organism: Trichoderma aggressivum f. europaeum
Lineage: Eukaryota; Fungi; Ascomycota; Sordariomycetes; Hypocreales; Hypocreaceae
Exons: 1
Coding region: 1-1338 (445 amino acids)
Source: RefSeq, a predicted model, not a curated record
AUGGAGGUUCUCAACGCCGAACCAAUAGACCUUUGCGUGGAGGUUCCGCCGACAGGAUAUGUCGUGGAUAUGCCCUCGUUAGAGGGAGAAGGCGAUCAACCAUUUGCUUGCCCGCAUUCGAGCUGUGAUGGCUUCACCUUCGAAACGAUAGAGGAAUGCCGCAUCCACGAGGAUGAUUGGCACAACCCUCCCUAUUUCUGCUCCGAGUGCGACUCAGCUUUUGCUGCGAGACCGGCUUUGAAGAGACACUUCAAGGCCAGCGGACACUUUAAUUGGAUCUGCCUCGAGGAUAAAUGCGACAAGAAAGGCACCUUAUUUGCAAAUCAAUCCGAGUUUGUGGUUCACGCUUUGAAUGCGGCAGGCCAUGAACAUCUUUUCCUAGAAGAACCUCUUAGCAGCCCCGUUUCCGUCAAAAAGAUCAACUAUGCUGAGGUUGUAAACCUCAUGGAAGGAGAGACGACGGAAGAAUGCCCGUCGGAAGAAGAGGGCGAGAUGUGCCUGGAGCCAUCUUGCCGCCGAUACCAGCAAGUAUUCCACACUGAGAGCGAAUUUACCCGACACAAAGAAUCGCACAACCACGUGAACGCCAUCAAGUACUCCGAGUUCCUUCGAGAAUCUGGAAAGUCAAUCACCGACAUCAUGGCUGAGCAAGAAGCUGCUAGAGAGUUCCGGUGCACUGCCGAGGGCUGUCCCAAAUACGGAGAGAGGCUCAAGACAACUCAGAGCUACCAUAAUCAUAUUGGGACUGAGCAACAUCUGCACCCUCGAUCACCAUCUGACCCGACUUCUCCGACGUCCGAGAUUCGACUCAAGUUUGCUCAAAUCAGUCUUGCGUGCGAUGAGCCCGAGUGCCCCAAGUUCCAGCACUCUUUCCUCAACAGGGGAAACCACACGAAGCAUACAAAGUCCGUUGCACAUUGUAAGGCGGUAGAGUAUGGAAGUUGGAAGAGAUCUUUUGGCAGCUCUAGCACUGGAGAUGAGGAGAACACCAAGAUACAGACUCCUGAGAAACAGAAGCCAGCUGCUACAGCGCCGCCGCCGUCGACUCCUCACAUUUGGACCCGAAGUCUGUUUACUCCCAUCAGUCCGGCGGCUACCGACUCUACAUAUGCCCAGCUUACUCAAUUCGUCACCCCUACGAAGCGGCCGGUUCAAGACAUUGCCCUCAUGACGCCGCCAUCGUGGAGGGAAGAGAACUUGAGAAAGAGGAAUCGUGAAUUGGAGGAUGAGCUCGAGCGCAUGAAAGAGAAAAUGGACAGGAUGAGAUCUGCUUACCAAGAGCAAAUAAGCUCAUUGUUCCAGACCCUCGGAGAAACUCAAGACCGCAACCGGCGAUGA